CGGGGUGGUUGGGGCGGUAGUUUAAUUACGUGCCCGGGAAUUGCGACGGUUCGGACUCUGGCUUUGGGGCGUAUUUUAAAAAGGAAAAAGUGCUGCUGCCGUGGAGUGGGGCUGGUGGAGGGUGAGGUGAAUACGCCGAUUUGAAACCCAAGGACAGUAAACGCUCCGUCUCCCCCAGCGACGCUCUCCCGCGGGCCCGGCAGUCGCCUCGGGAGCCCGCGGAGAACAUGGCGGCGCCCAGAGCCCGGGGCUGCGGCCUGUCAGGCCUGCUCCCGGCGCAGACCUCGCUGGAGUACGCCCUGCUCGACGCCGUCACCCAGCAGGAGAAGGACAGCCUGGUCUACCAGUAUGUGCAGAAGGUGGACGGCUGGGAGCAGGACUUGUCAGUGCCCGACUUUCCGGAAGGAUUAGAAUGGCUGAACACCGAAGAGCCUAUGUCUGUCUAUAAGGAUCUAUGUGGAAAAGUGGUCGUCCUUGAUUUCUUCACCUACUGCUGCAUAAACUGUCUUCACCUAUUGCCUGAUCUCCAUGCAUUAGAACACACAUACUCUGAUAAAGAUGGUCUUCUUGUUGUUGGUGUUCACUCGGCUAAGUUUCCAAAUGAAAAAGUCCUGGAUAACAUUAAGAGUGCUGUUCUUCGGUACAAUAUCACUCACCCUGUGGUUAAUGAUGCAGAUGCCAGCCUAUGGCAAGAACUGGAAGUUUCCUGCUGGCCAACUCUGGUCAUACUUGGACCCCGUGGAAACAUGUUAUUUUCUUUAAUUGGCGAGGGACACAAAGAUAAAUUAUUUUUAUAUACUUCAAUAGCUCUAAAGUAUUACAAAGACAGGGGACAGAUCAGAGAUAAUAAAAUUGGGAUAAAACUGUAUAAAGAUUCUUUGCCACCUUCACCAUUGCUAUUUCCUGGCAAAGUAACAGUAGAUCAUGUUACUAAUAGAUUGGUAAUAGCAGACACUGGACAUCAUAGAAUUUUGGUCGUUUGGAAAAAUGGACAAAUUCAAUACAGCAUUGGAGGACCCAACCCUGGAAGAAAAGAUGGAGUAUUUUCAGAGUCAACUUUUAAUUCUCCACAGGGUGUAGCCAUAAAGAAUAAUAUCAUAUAUGUGGCAGACACUGAGAACCACCUUAUAAGAAAGAUUGACUUAGAAGCUGAGAAGGUGAGCACUGUAGCUGGCAUUGGAAUUCAAGGUACAGAUAAGGAAGGUGGAGCAAAAGGAGAACAACAACCCAUUAGUUCCCCUUGGGAUGUAGUUUUUGGAUCAUCAGGUUCAGAGGUCCAAAGAGAUGACAUUCUGUGGAUUGCCAUGGCCGGCACUCAUCAGAUAUGGGCACUCCUAUUGGACUCUGGCAAACUACCAAAGAAAAAUGAGUUAAAAAAAGGAACUUGCCUUCGGUUUGCUGGAAGUGGAAAUGAAGAAAAUCGAAACAAUGCAUAUCCUCACAAGGCGGGUUUUGCCCAACCUUCAGGCCUUUCUCUGGCCUCUGAAGAUCCCUGGAGCUGCCUAUUUGUAGCAGAUAGUGAGAGCAGUACGGUGAGAACCGUCUCGCUGAAAGAUGGAGCAGUGAAGCACCUUGUAGGGGGAGAAAGAGAUCCCAUGAAUUUAUUUGCUUUUGGUGAUGUUGAUGGAGUAGGAAUCAAUGCAAAGCUUCAGCACCCCCUUGGAGUAACAUGGGACAAGAAAAGGAACUUACUUUACGUGGCAGACUCCUACAAUCACAAGGUUAAAGUUGUGGAUCCAAAAACAAAAAACUGUACAACAUUAGCAGGAACUGGAGACACAAAUGAUGUUAUCAGUUCCAGUUUUACCGAGUCAACUUUUAAUGAACCAGGAGGCUUAUGUAUUGGAGAGAAUGGUCAGUUGUUAUAUGUAGCAGACACCAAUAAUCAUCAAAUUAAAGUGAUGGAUUUAGAAACAAAAAUGACUUCUGUGCUUCCCAUCUUCACAUCUGAAAAUGCUAUGGUAGAUGGCCCAUUCCCAGCAGAAAAACAGAGGACAUUACCAAAACUGCCUAAAUCCGCUCCAAGCAUUGGGCUUUCCCCCAUGACUGCGAGUCCUGGCCAGACUCUACAGUUCAAACUGAGAUUAGAACUCCCGUCAGGAGCAAAACUAACUGAAGGAGCACCCAGUUGCUGGUUUCUAUCAGCUGAUGGCAAUGAAUGGCUUCUUCAAGGCCAGAUACCAUCUGGAGACAUAGAGAACAUUUCCAAUCAGCCGACAAUUUUACUGCAGAUUCCUGGUGAUUGCCUGUCACUUGAAGCCGUUGUCUCUGUCAGCGUGUUUCUUUAUUACUGUAGCGCAGAUAGCAGUGCUUGCAUGAUGAAGGCAAUUUUGUUCAGUCAGCCUUUGCAGAUAACUGAUACAGAGCAAGGUCACAUGGCUCCAGUAGAGCUCAGGUAUGUGUUUUAGCAAGCCAGCUAGCAACCCGUUGCCACAGCCCCCACUUCUCAUCCUCACCAUUACUGUAACUUAUGAAAGAAAAUUCUGUUUCUGCCUCUGGAUGCCAAGACACCCAUUGCGCAGUUCUAGCAACUGAUGUUAAAAUAAAGCUAUGCUCCUUACUUUUUUAUUGUGAACAAAUUCCUUUGUUCUGGCUGCAUACUAGCUAAGUCAUUGAUCAUCAUUUGGACCAUGACAUUGUAGUCUGUGCUGCAGUUUGGCACAAGACUAAAGUCCACACUAUAGGAGAGAAUAUUAUCCUAAGAUAAUUUGCAGUGAAUACUAAUAAUAGUACCAGAUAUUUCAACUAACUUUUUCUAUCUUUAUUAAUAGCACACAUGAAUGUGUAAAUUUCACAGUAACUUUAGACAGAACUUAAGUUUCAGUCCAUGGUUGUGUAAGGACACCUGCUGUUCAAGGCAUAAGGUCUGUUGUAAGCCAAAAAAAGUUUUUUCAUCACAGUGUAAGCUUAAAGCAUACACGUAUGGUAAAUAUGAUCUUUAUUCUUUUCUGUGAUUGUCUCAGUUGAGAUAUUUUUAAGAGAAUUUUGAUUGAUUUUUAUCAUAAAUUAUUUUAACAUAUCAUUAUUAAUGCCUUAUAACUUUAUAUAGAUAAAGUUGCACAUAGACCCAUUCCUUUAACUUUGUUUUUGAAUGAACACAUUCUUACCAAAUAAUUAAUGAGUCUUCAGAAAUAUUAUGACUUUUAAGGAAAAAGGAAGUUAGGGAUACAUUACUGUCUGUGACAAAGAAUUUAUUGUGACAGCUGAAUCUGAUGUAAAUGGCUAUAUAUGUUGUUUGGGAAAUUUACAUUUCACUUAUAAGCAUUGAAUGCAGAUUUAUUGGGUUUCGUUGUACAUUUUUUUGGUUCCCAUAUUCAGAAUUUAAAUUAUCAUUUAUUGUGAUGUUUUUAAAAAUCAUUUUGAGACUUCAAAGUCAAAUUUUCAAUGUGAUGUACUGUCAUGCUAUUAAUAGGUAUAAUAUAUCCUAAUAUACCACUCUCUAAAAUAUUAAGGCUAAAACAGUGAUUUAAUGAUACUGUUUUUGAUUUUUUUAAACCCCAAGAGAAAUAGCCACUGAAGAUAAUUGAAAGAUUUUUUUAUUAUCAAAAUUUAUCUUUAUAACUAUUUAAAAGCCUAUUGUUUUAUUCCUAAAACUGAUUCAACAUAUUUGUGAUUUAAUCAGCUUACAAGAUUUUUAAGAAAGUAGAUGAACCAUGUUUAUUUAUUUAAUAAAUAUUUAUAGACAAUAUGGCAUAAUGUGCUUCCCUCCACCUCAAAAUCAGUGCUAAAUUUAAAGUCUCUUCCCAUUUCUUUAUAGUUUUUUGAAAUACAGUUUUGAAACAUAGUUUGUUUUAUUUAUAAGGUUAGCUAAAUCUCUGAAAUAAGAGAUUAUAUAAAUCAUCACUUUGAUUUAGGUAGUAACCUACUAAAGCUAUUUUUUAAGAGAAGUAUAAAUGUAAAAUGAAAAGGAAUCCUGUUUAAAAUUAUAUGUAAUUACCUCAUAGCCUUUUCUCUUCAUAGUUAGACAAAUAAUGUUCUGUAAGAAAAGGAUGUAUAACGUUUAUAUACUCUUUUAUAGAGAAUAGGCCUUAGUUAUUUUUUUAUCUCACUUAUUAUAUUUCUCAUUUCUAGUUGGACAGGAUGAGAAUAUUUUGGCUCAAAAAUUUCCUGUUUAAGGACAUAAAUGAUUUGUUUCACUCUCCAAAAAAAGUAUAUAUAGUUUUAAGUUGCUAAUUUAGAAAUACCUGAUAAUUUGAUUUUCAUUAUAAUACACAAACACACACACACAGUAUGUAUGAUAUAUUUUCAUGUAAAUUGAAAAUCCAAAAAUACUUUUUAGAAUCUAUUAAUUCUCCUUUGUUUACACAGUUUUAGUUUACUCUCAAGAUUAUACUUUUCUUGACUUUCAAAGUAUAGUUGUUUUGAACAUUCUUACCCACUCUUAGUCUACAUUGUUUUUUACAUUAAAAAUAUUAUUUUUCAUGGAUUAGUAUGAUUUUGAAUGAAUCACACUAAAGCAAUGUAAAUAGGUUCCUGGAAUUUAUGACUAGCUUAAAGCUCUUACAUGAGAGGAAGCACUAGAAAGUUUAUUUUAAAAACUUCUUGAUCCAUAUCUGCUUUCUGUUUUCUAUGAGGAUUUCUGUAUAUUUUUAAAUUUUCCUUUUUUGUCACGUAAAUUAUUAUGUCCAGUGAUAGUUUAAAAAGUGAUAUUUUAGUGUAAGUCACCUUAAUGUCACCAGUAAUGUGGCAUUAUACACACUUUGACAUAAUACCUGGAAUCUUUGCCUUAAAUUAUUCUGCCUAUUUGUCACUUUUUUUUCUUUCCCUUUUUGUGGUAUCAUUUCACAAAUGGUAGAAUUUUUUUUUUCUGAAUUCAUACUCAGGACUGAUACGAUUCCUAUAAAGAAUUUUGCUUAUUUUGAAUAUUCUAUCUCAAGCAAAUAUUUAACCUAUUCAUAAGGCAAAACAUUGCAGUUUAAUCACUCAUAAGUCUAACUUUGGCAGAGAAAAUUUUCUCCUUUAACUAUUAUAAUAAUAUAUGAUUUUUAUUAAUAUUAUAGUACUAUCAAGUCUUCAGAAAGCGAUAAACCAAAAAAAGUUUAGUAUGUGUGCAAGAGUAUCUGUGUGUAGUGUAUAUGUGUAUACAUGUAUGUAUAUAUACAUACAAAGAUACAAAGAUCAAUUCAAGAAUUACUUGUCUUUUAUGGCCAAUAUACUUUGGAGCUAAUACCACUGAGUUAAGUUAUUCUUUGUUUAUUGUUCUAUAGUUGGAAAAUUUGGGAAGAUACUCAAAAUACGUAUCUCUAUAAUAUAAUAAUUUUCUAACUUCUGAAAAUUUACUGCAAUUUAUCUCUGCGAAUUGGAAAGACUUGAAUCCAGUCAUUAUAUUUGGCAUGUUUAAGAGCAAUCAUCAAAACCUAAGUAAAUUCUGCAGUUCAUAAUUGCAUAGAAAUAUAUGCAGAGGGAAUUUCAGUAAUGGUUCUCUUGAAUGAUGGAAUUAUGGAUAUUUUUAUUGUAAUUUUACUUUUCUGCAUUUAUUUUCAGUGAGCAACUUGUUAUUUUUAAAAUCAGAGAAAACUAAAAUUUUUUAAACAUUUAAAGUUAACUGAAUUGUAAGCACUUACAUAAUAACUUUUUUAAAGUCACUUUUAUUACCAAAGAUCGGAACAUAGUUUGGAGUUCCUUAGAUCUACCAGUUCUCUUUACUGAAGUAUAUGAUUUCAUGAAGAUAGAAAUUAUUAUGGCUUUUUUGUUCUGGUGUUUUUAUUGUGUAACACAAUGUAGUGGUUAACAGUAUGAACUUUGUGGUAACUUAGAUCUAAUUCUAUAAAAUGGGGCUAAUAUACUUGUUUCAUGGGAUUUCUAUAAGUAUUUAAUGAUAUAUUGUUCAUAAAGCAUUUAGUAAUUAAUGAAACUGGUAAUCAUUGGCUUAGUUAAUAUAAAGGUAAUUUAUGCCCCUAGACACACAUGACCUGACAUUUUCUUUGCAACUGCAAUUUCUAAAGGAAAAUAUUUUUCCUAACAACUAUUUGUUAAUAUUCUCUGUAGAGUUGGGGUUAAAGAAGCAUAUUGCUAUUUUAUAAAUAAUAUUUAUUAAUAAAGAAGCAUAUCUAUAGUUUUAUUAAAAUUUUUAAAAAGACCCUUUGGAACUGGAGGUAAUAAACUUGCUUUGAAAGGAUCCAGACAUACUCAUCCUGAACCACAUUCCUACAUGUGUCCAACAACUUGCACCAGAAUACUUAUGUCUUAACCAAAAAGUUUCACUCUGGUGGUGCUUUACAAAAUCUUCAAAGUGCUUUCAUGUAUAUUGCCUCACUUGAGCUUCAAAAUAACUUUAUAAAUGAGACACGUAGAUGUUGUGUCCAUUUUGCAGAAGAGACAGCUUUGGAAUAUUGGUGACAUCAGAAAGGUCCCAGAAUAAUGCCCAGGGCUUAAAGAGGCACCUGGUGCCAGUAGGGGCUCAAUUCUGUCAAAUGAUUUAAGAGCGAAUAGUGGAUCUUUAAUGCAGGCACAGGUCUCCUAACUCCAUGAUGUAGAGGGAAAACAAACUACUAAAUUAAGAGUACUUAUUUAAUUUAAGCUUUCAAAUCAAGUAAUAAGAAUCAUAGUAAAUUUUUUGAGUUCUUACUAUUUCCUAGCACUUUUCUAAAUGCUUUACAUGUAUUAAUUCAUUUAAUCUUCACAAUAACCUUAUGAAAAAGAUACUAUUUUUCCUUAUUUGACUGAUAAGGAAACUGAGACACAGGUUAAGCAGUUACAGCAGCAUAUCAAGAGCACACCUGUAGGAAGUGGCACAGCCUGCAUGGGAGUCUGCUCAAAUCCCUGCUGUAUUGCCUCUCAAAGUAGUUUUUUUUUUUUAAAGCAUAAAUAUUUCAUAACUUUAUAUAGCAACUUGAUCCAUAGAACCCCAAAGUCCUGGCAAUGAUUGUUUCUGAAAUUUAAAUAAAUCCAUUUAAUUAGAUGACUUUAAUUGUUGUUUCUCAAACGAUUUUAUGUACCACUCUUUCUUAAUUUCAGAUAUUAUCCAGAGUUUUUCUUGGCAGGUGGAUAUAUUAAAGAAAAAGCUUUCCAGUGUUAGUUCCGACAGUGCUGUUUCAAUUGGUCUUCAAAAGGUAAUUAGGACCUUGUCAUAAAGAAUCAUGGAUUCCUAGCACAGGACUGUCUUUGACCCUAAGAAUCUUACUCAUAUUUAAGAAAAUUUUGUUUUAUUAGCCAAAGGGAGCUCUAGAAAUAUAGUCUUCUGCUUUCUUUUUUCAUAAAUAACAAUGAUAUGUAGACCUCUCCUAAAUAAUUCAAAUAUAUGCAAUUCUAUUAAAGUUUUCACCAAGUUCAACCUAUUAUUCUAGCAUUAGGUACUAUUAAAAGGAAUGAAGCAAAGUGCUACAUACCAAUUAUUGUGAUUCAUGAUCAUCCACAUACAGAAUGCAAACAUCUUUUCAUUGUUAAAUAGUUGGUUAAUUAAGUAAUAUGGUGCAGUUGAUUUUGUUAUAAAAUCCCAUUCCUGAAGUCCAUAAGAAAAUGGAUAGCAACUUAAGAAAGUGAUAAUAGUGUCAUACUUUAAAAGUAGAAUUCACUGUUAAUCACCAAGAUUGCCUUUUCCUCCACCUGUGGCACAUAGCUUAUUUAAAUGAAGAAUUACUGCUAGCCAUAAGUUACUAUUUUGUCUUGAAUAGUUAAAAGUUUGCUUUUCUCUCACUUCUUAACAAUAGGGUAAUAUAAAGAAUUGUAUUAAAAAUUAAAGGCUCAACUAAUCUGCCUGUAUAUGUAUUCCAUAACUAACAAACCUUGGCCCUUCCACAUAUUAGACCUGCAGGUUGGACUGGCUGUCUCUGGCUUUCAGAUGGCUGAUCUGAUCCCAGAGAGCCUGGGUAGAAUGGGACAGGAGGCAGCCCCACACAGCUCUUCUGAUUAUACCCAUUCCAUUGUAGCUCUUCUUAGUGUGCUGGUUUAGUUUAAUAUUUUCAAAGGUUAGAGUUGGAAAAUGAAAACCUUAGAUACUUGUUGUGGAAUGUUUGCCUAGUUAUAGUUAUUCAUUGUUUGGUGUGUCCUUCUUCUUCACUGGCAUGUCGCUCUCAAGUGUACCAAAGGACAUUUUUUCUGUUGAAAACAGUAGGACCGAAAGGAAAGUAUCACAAGUGUUUCCAAAUAUACUUCCCUACCUAUACCAGCAACCGUAUACUAAAAAGCACUAAGCAAGUACAAAUGAGCACUAAACAACCUUAUACCAAAAAGCAUUCUUGUGACUGUCAGGGUAUGGUGUGAAUUCCUUUCUCUUUAAGCAGCAACUUAGAGGCCUGGUGGUUUUAAGUAACACAGCGUUAAGCAAAAUUGUCAGAUAUUUUUAAUAUUGGAAGCUUAAAACUAUAAUAUGGACAAACAUCAUUUACUACCUUUUGUUAUUUUAAUAUACUUGGUUACAUAUUUCUAUUUGAAAUGUGAAAGGAUACCUCAUAAUCUGAUGCUGAGAAAUAGAGAAAAAAAUCAGCUCUCAUAUUUAAAUAUUCCCAAUUUAAGUAGGAAUAAUUAUCUAGUGUGUGCUAAGCUCAUGGGAAAUACAUGUUGAAGUAAAUGUGAGAAAACAUUAGUUGAUAGAUUAUGCUAAUGAAAGGUAAAAAUAGACAUGUUCCUAUCUGAAAAUUUAGGACUCUGUCAUGCAACUAUCUUUUCUUUUUAGAAUUUAUAGUCAUUAUUCUUAGUCCCACCAGAAACAUUCAUUCUUUGAACAAGUGCAGGUAUACCUGGUGUGUUUAUUACACUUUUCAAAACGCUAGCAGGUUUUUCUCUAUAGAGUUGAAAUGUAUUGUUCAUGCAUGCCUGUGAUAUUCAUCAUCAGUAUAUACCUAUAAAAGAUAAAUUACCACUUCCUCUCUACACCUUAGGGUUCCCUCUCAAUAAAAGCAAUAGUAGUUUCUAUAGAAGUUUCACUGAGGAACUGUGGUUACACAAAUAACAGACACAGAAAAAUUUUAUUAUGGUGGGUUUUUUUCCCUAGAAUUCCUAAAAUUUCAAAGGAAGAGAACAAUACCCUAUGUGAAUUCAAAUUAAUUUCUCUCUACUUUGAGGCAUACCUUUCUAACUAUAUUUAUGUAGGUUAAUAUUUUUUAAAAAUUUGAAUUCUCACUUUUAAGGUGCACAGAGAGCAGUUUAGAAAUGUUGUAAUUGCUGUCAUUGCUUCACAUGUGGAUUAUGAACAAAUCAAAGUUAGCUGUGUGAUUGAUAUCUAUAUAUAUUUAUCACUGUUUCAAAUUGUAACAUUUCAUAAACAUGUCAAAUUUUAGACGCACUCUUUCCUGUCUUGUGUGUGGAUAAAGUUUGUGGUUUUAUUUCUGAGAUUAGCGUUAGUCUGAUGUGCUGAUUUCAUGUCUGUCAUUCCAAAGAUUUGAUGAUAUUUAUUUUUUUCUCCAAUGAUUAAAAAUACAGUGAAAAUCCAAUUUACAAGUUCAUGUAUUAGUAUUUCUAGACAUGGUCUAGUUGUAAAAGAAUUUACUUGGUGUGCAUUUUUUAAGUGUUUCAUGUAGACAGAUUAAUAUAUUUUUAUACAACACUGUAUUUCUACACUUGUUUCAAGACUGUAUUCUUCAGUGACUUUUUCAAGUGCAUAUGUUAACAGAAGACUGUUUGGAAUAAGAGUGCAAUGGCCUUUAUAACUCUAAAGAGUGUAAUACAAGUGAUCAUAGAAAGCGAGAAUGGAUUUAUACUUGUAUGUGGAAACCUAAUGCCUCUUUUCUAAAGCUUUGUACAUUUUUUUCAUGAAAUAGAUUAAAUAUUUUCUCUCUAA
This is a messenger RNA of Microcebus murinus (gray mouse lemur), 9718 nucleotides long. It is a transcript of the gene NHLRC2, whose product is annotated as NHL repeat containing 2. Gene Ontology annotation, molecular function: protein binding. The record is from RefSeq and is a predicted model, not a curated record. NCBI's taxonomy places the organism in Eukaryota, Metazoa, Chordata, Mammalia, Primates, Cheirogaleidae.